This is a messenger RNA of Nannospalax galili (Upper Galilee mountains blind mole rat), 5092 nucleotides long. RefSeq names its product family with sequence similarity 193 member A (gene Fam193a). The coding region runs from base 19 to 4377 and encodes 1452 amino acids. Lineage: Eukaryota; Metazoa; Chordata; Mammalia; Rodentia; Spalacidae. The transcript is spliced from 20 exons. The record is from RefSeq and is a predicted model, not a curated record.
ACUCCUUUUAGUUUUGGCAUGAAUCAUAAGACACCACCCUACCCCGCUGGGGAUUAUUGUCUUCUAUGCAGAAGUGAACGGAAAGACUCUUCAUUCUUAGAGAGUGGCGUUAAGACUGCGAGCAAAUUGGCCCUUUCCAUGGCUCCCAAGGGCAACAGCGUGCUGCACCUGCCGCUGUGGGUGUGCCCAGACUGCCGGAGGACCGUGGAGAAGGAGGAGAGGCACAGCGGUCUUGACCAGCCGGGCCAAGAUUUUCUUCUUCACUCACCAUUGGGCGGCUCUCAGCCAGAUGCCAGUGGUGCCGGGAGGCUGGCCCUGGGAACACAGACAAUGACCUCGACAGGGCUGGGUACCACGCCCUCAGAUACCACCUGCUCCUGUGAAGCCUGCAGUGAGCGCAGAGACAUCUCAGCAGAGACAGACCGGGAACCACAGCAGCUGCAGAACUAUUGGUCAGAAGUACGCUACAUGGUCCGCUGCAUAUACCGACAGGCAGGGACGCCACUGGCAGAAGAUCAGGACCAGUCUCUGGUUCCCGACAAGGAGGGAGUGAAAGAGCUCGUGGAUAGACUCUGUGAGCGGGACCCUUACCAGCUCUACCAGCGGUUGGAGCAGCAAGCCCGGGAGUAUGUGCUGGAGAUGAAGGUCCGCCUGCUCCGACAGCUGUCAGCUGCAGCGAAGGCUAAGGCGCCGUCUGGCUUGCAGGGUCCACCACAGGCACAUCACUUCAUCUCCUUACUACUGGAGGAGUAUGGCGCCCUCUGCCAGGCAGCACGCUCCAUCAGUACAUUUCUUGGCACUCUGGAAAAUGAACACUUGAAAAAGUUCCAGGUGACAUGGGAACUGCAUAAUAAACACCUGUUUGAAAAUCUGGUCUUUUCAGAGCCUCUUCUCCAGAGCAACUUGCCUGCACUGGUGUCACAAAUCAGGCUAGGAACCACCACACAUGACACCUGCAAUGAGGACACGUACAGCACAUUGCUGCAGCGGUACCAGCGCUCUGAGGAAGAGCUACGCAGAGUUGCCGAGGAGUGGCUGGAGUGUCAGAAGAGGAUCGAUGCCUAUGUGGAUGAACAGAUGACCGUGAAAACCAAGCAGCAUAUGUUAACGGAAGACUGGGAGAUCUUUAAGCAGAGACGAUUCAUUGAAGAACAGUUAACUAAUAAGAAAGCGGUUACUGGUGAGAACAACUUCACAGAUACCAUGAGGCACAUGUUAUCAUCCCGGCUGAGCAUGCCUGACUGCCCGAACUGCACCUACAGGAGAAGAUGUGCUUGUGAUGACUGCAGCCUCUCACACAUCCUCACUUGUGGUAUCAUGGACCCCCCCGUCACUGACGACAUCCACAUUCACCAACUACCACUCCAAGUGGAUUCUGCUCCCGACUAUCUCUCUGAGAUGCGCCCACCUAGUGUGUCAUCAGCAAGCUCAGGGUCAGGUUCCAGCUCUCCCAUCACAGUUCAGCAACAUCCCAGACUCAUCCUCACAGACAAUGGCUCUGCACCAACUUUUUGUAGUGAUGAUGAGGACAUUGCACCGCUGUCAGCUAAGUUUGCUGAUAUUUAUCCACUGACCAACUACGACGAUACCAGUGUGGUGGCCAACAUGAAUGGAAUCCAUAAUGAGCUGAACGGUGGUGGGGAGAACAUGGCCCUGAAAGAUGAGUCCCCUCAGGUCAGCAGCACCAGUAGCAGCUCUUCAGAAGCUGAUGAUGAAGAGGCAGAUGGAGAGAGUAGUGGGGAGCCCCCUGGGGCCCCUAAAGAAGAUGAGGCCCUAGGAAAUGGCAUCCCCUGUUCAGAGGAGAGUAAAGUGGACGCUCCACCCCCUUCUUACCCAGCUCAGCAGGCUGAACAAACUCCGAACACUUGUGAAUGUCAUGUUUGUAAACAGGAAGCUUCUGGGCUGCCAGCAUCGGCAAUGACUGCAGGAGCCCUGCCUCCUGGCCAUCAGUUCCUGAGCCCAGAGAAGCCCACACACCCCGCGCUGCACCUGUACCCCCACAUCCACGGACAUGUGCCCUUGCACACAGUCCCACACCUGCCUCGGCCACUCAUCCACCCCACUUUGUAUACAGCGCCCCCCUUCACGCAUAGUAAGGCUUUACCGCCAGCACCUGUUCAGAAUCACACAAAUAAGCAUCAGGUAUUCAAUGCAUCUCUUCAAGACCAUAUUUAUCCAAGCUGUUUUGGGAAUACUCCAGAGUGGAAUAGUUCUAAAUUUAUAAGUCUUUGGGGAUCAGAAGUGAUGAAUGAUAAGAACUGGAACCCUGGCACUUUCUUGCCAGAUACAAUUUCUGGGAGUGAUAUACUGGGGCCAGCCCUCUCAGAAACAAGACCCGAAGCCCUUCCACCUCCACCCAGCAGUGAAGCUCCUGCAGUGUCAGAUAGCAAAGAGAAGAAAAAUGCUGCGAAAAAGAAGUGUUUGUACAGUUUCCAAGAUGCUUUUAUGGAAGCAAAUGACGUUGCCAUGGCCAACACUGUCGCCAUGGCUACCUCCUCGGCCACAUCCUCGGUGUCAUGCACGGCCACCACAGUGCAGUCCAGCAGCAGUCAGUUCAAGGUGUCAUCCAGAAGACCACCUUCCAUAGGUGAUGUCUUUCACGGCCUCAACAAGGAGGACCACAGACACUCAGCACCUGCUGCUCCAAGGAACAGCCCCACGGGCCUGGCCCCGCUCCCAGCCUUGUCUCCUGCUUCACUCUCUCCAGCUUCCACGCCUCACCUUCCGAAUCUUACUGCCCCGUCAUUCCCCAAAACAGUAACCACCGCCCCUGGGUUUGUGGAUGCACGCAAGAGCUUCUGUCCUACUCCUGUGGCACCCGCACCCUCCACCACAGAUGGCUCCGUCAGUGCCCCUCCCAGCGUCUGCAGUGACCCUGACUGUGAAGGACACCGCUGCGAGAACGGUGUCUAUGACCCACAGCAGGAUGAUGGGGAUGAGAGUGCGGAUGAGGACAGCUGCUCUGAGCACAGCUCCAGCACUUCGACUUCCACUAACCAGAGGGAGGGCAAGUACUGUGACUGCUGCUACUGCGAGUUCUUCGGACACGGCGGGCCUCCAGCUGCACCAACAAGUAGAAACUAUGCAGAAAUGAGGGAAAAACUUCGUUUACGGCUGACCAAGAGGAAGGAAGAGCAACCCAAGAAAAUGGACCAGAUCUCAGAACGUGAAGGUGUAGUUGACCAUCGGAGAGUAGAGGAUCUGUUACAGUUUAUAAACAGCUCAGAGACCAAGCCAGUUAGCAGUACUCGGGCAGCCAAGCGAGCCAGGCACAAGCAGAGAAAGCUGGAGGAGAAGGCACGCCUGGAAGCUGAGGCCAGGGCACGGGAGCAUCUGCACCUCCAGGAGGAGCAGAGGCGGCGGGAAGAGGAAGAAGAGGAGGAGGAGGAGGAGGAGGAGGAGGAGGAGCAACGUUUCAAGGAGGAAUUUCAGCGACUUCAGGAGCUUCAGAAGCUAAGAGCUGUGAAGAAGAAGAAAAAGGACAGGCCGAGCAAAGACUGUCCCAAGCUGGACAUGCUCGCCAGGAAUUUUCAGGCAGUAACAGAGUCUGUCUCUAACUCUGAAAACCUCCACAAUGGCUCAGUAGAACAAGCCGAAGAACCAGAAACCUCAUCUCACUCCCCAUCCAGACACGCAAACCACUCAGAGCCCAGGCCGGGGCCCACAGCAAACGGGGACACCCCAGACCCUGUGGACCCCAGAGACUCUAAGCUUCUCCUCCCCAAGGAGGUCAGAGGGAAGCAACACGAGCCACUUGCAUUUCUCUUGGACAUGAUGCAUCAUCACAAGGAGGGAAGCAGCAAACAGAAACUAAAGCAGAUGAGCAAGGCCAGCAGUGAGCCAGCCAGAAAGCCCGUGGAGCCUCCCAGAACCCUGGAGCCCCCUAGAUCCGUGGAGCCCCCCAGAACCAUGGAGCUGCAGCCCAAGCCCAGGGCCCAGCCUGAGUUCAAGGCUAAAGUGAUUGACCUCACUCCCCUCACAGAGCAGAAGAGAGAGGAGAGGAAAGGCAACAGUAACAACAACAACAAGAAGCAGCUGAGCCAUGCCAGGGAGGAGAAGCCCCUACCUGGCACCCCCGAGCCGCCCUCCCCCAGCCAGCCUCUGCAGAACGGUAGGCUGGUUCUGGCCGACUCUCCUCAGCCCAAGGGCAAGAACAAGAAAAACAAGAAGAAGAAAGGAGACCGAGCCAGCAGUUCAAUCGAUGAUGUCUUUCUGCCUAAAGAUAUCGACCUGGAUAGUGUGGACAUGGAUGAGACAGAGCGGGAAGUGGAGUAUUUCAAAAGGUUUUGCUUGGACUCCGCUAGACAGAACCGACAAAGACUGUCCAUCAACUGGUCCAACUUUAGCUUGAAGAAAGCCACCUUUGCUGCCCACUGAAUGAGGACUGCCUGGAGAAGGAUCUAUGAGAGGCAGCUGGGCUGCGCCACCCCAAGAGCCAAGCCCCUCACUGGUCCCCCCAGAGCUGCGGUGCCCACCCAGGGCGUGUGGGGCGGGAUGCCGUGGCCUCAGACCCCCAGACCGAGAACUUGCUGCUCGACCUGCAUUGUUAGCUCGUGUGCGUGUAGUCUGUGAGUGAGACUUCUUCGAUUGUAGCCCUGUGCUGUCGGAAUGGAACAUGGAACAGUAGUUCCCACCAAUUCCUCCACCACCAUGGCCUCAGAGGCCUGGGCCAUGGCCAGAGAAGAGUUUGCAUCAUCCACGUGGCUCUGUUGCCUCUGCAUCUCACCCUGUCCUGUCAUCUGUCCCUGCCGGGGUGUCAGCCAUCCCUCCGCUCCCGUGUGCCCUGUGUCCCACCCAAGGCGGGCUGGGCGGGCAGGCCUCCUUCGUCCUCCACGAUCUACUGUUUCUGAGUGUACACGUUGCGCUGUUUGUGUUUGACCCCUUGACUUGUAGCCAGCUUGUGUAAGACCCCUUGCAGAAUGAGAACGUUAAAAACAAGAAACCCACCCAGUACUCACACCAUCAAGUCUGUUCUAGAGCGUACAACCGUAUUAACACGGAGGCCUGCCUGGCUACUUUUUUAACAUAUUGUUAAGUAAUAUUAAAAUCAUGUCUUUCUUUUUGAAAGAUGGAAUACAUUAGUACAGCAGGA